AUGAAGAAACGAUCGCUUUCCAUUCUGCCGCUGUUUGCAGCUGGUGUGUGUUUCGUGGUCUUGGUCUUUUCAGGCACCGCCUCGGCUCGAAUCCAUCAUCCAAAGUACAAGAAAGCUGGCCGCGAAAUUAUUCCUGGGCAAUAUGUGAUUGAAUUCAGUGACGGCCAGACCAACCAUGGUGAUACUUUGGUGCGUUCCAUCCGAAAGGAAUUCAAGCAUGCUGAUGUCAAGGUCAAGGAAAAAUACCACCACAGUUUGUUCAAUGGUGUGUCCUUUGAUAUCAAGGGCUUGAAUGAAGACGAUCAUCAAAAUGCAUUGAAGAGCAUCCUUGAUCAGGCCUCCGUCGCUUCCGUGUAUCCUGUCACUUACAUUGACCGUCCCGCUACCCAGCCCUUCUCGGUCAAGGCAGGCGAACCCUCCAUUCUUCCUCAUGCCAUGACUCAAGUUGAUCGCGUCCACAAGGAAUUGAAGAAUACCGGCAAAGGCAUCGUCGUUGGUAUCUUGGAUACCGGUAUUGAUUACAAGCAUCCUGCUCUCGGUGGCGGAUUUGGUCCCGGUUACAAGGUGGCUGUGGGUGCUGAUGUUGUAGGCGAUGACUACACUGCAGAAAACCCGGUGAUCAAGCCUAACCCGACUCCUUUGGAUGAAUGUGGUGCAUCUUCAGGUGCCACCGGUCACGGCACUCACGUCGCCGGUAUUAUUGGCGGUUAUGAUCCCAGUACGAACUUUACGGGUGUGGCUCCUGAUGCUACCCUGGGUAUGUGGCGUGUGUUUGGUUGCAAUGGCCGUACCGGAAACGACAUUAUUAUCAAGGCUCUCUUGAUGGCGUAUGAUGCUGGUUGCGAUAUCUUGUCCUUGAGUUUGGGCGACAACAGCGGCUGGUCCGAAGGCGCUGAAAACGUCGUCGCUGAACGUAUCGUGAAAAAGGGUGUUCCAGUUAUUGUGGCUGCCGGUAACGAUGGUGCCAGUGGUGUCUUCACUGUUGGCUCUCCCAGUACCGCUCCCGGUGUCAUGUCUGUUGCUUCUUUCGAUAAUGCUUACAUUUUGGUCAAACAAUUUACUGUGGGCGGUGACUCUGCUAAUCCCAUAUUGACACAUAGUGAUUAUUCUAUAGGCUAUAUUCCUGGCAGCAAGGAGACCAUGCCUGAUGGUGAACUGGUACUUGCUGACCCUAAUGGUAGCGGUGAAGGUUGCGACGCAAGCAAGGUUUCGGCUGAUGUAAAGGGCAAGCUUGCUUUGAUUAAACGUGGUACUUGUACCUUUGACGAAAAGGCUAUCAACGUUGCCAAGGCUGGCGCUAUUGGUGCUGUGAUCUACAACAGCGAUGGUGAUGCUUUCGGUAUGUCCAUGCCUACGGCACCUAUCCCUGCUGUCAGCGUGUCCUCCGGUACCGGUGCCAAGCUUAUUGGAGAGAUCAAGAAGGGCAAAACCGUCUUGACUUUCAAGAAGAAGGAUACUGUUCUUCCUUCUUCCACCGGCAACACUGUGUCUUCAUUCUCUUCUGUUGGCGCUUCGUAUGAAUUGCAUCUUCGACCUAACCUUGCUGGUAUCGGUGGCAAUGUCUUCUCUACGCUUCCUCGUUACCUUGGCAGCUGGGGUUCCAUGUCCGGUACUUCUAUGGCUACUCCUUACGUUUCCGGUACUUUGGCCCUUUAUCUUAACGCUCUUGGCAAGAAGAAGCAGAAGCCCGAGUACAUCACUGAACAGUUGCAAAACUACGCUUACAUUGCUCCCUACGCUAACGAUGUCAAGGAACUUGAUUCGCCUCUUCGUCAGGGUGCCGGUCUUGUGCAGAUCUAUGAUGCCAUCAAGCAGGACGUCCACAUUUCGCCUGCUCAGAUCAGCUUCAACGAUACCUCUUCCAGCCGCUACAAGACUCACACGUUGACCAUCACUAACCAUGGUCAUUCCACGAUUACUUACCAGGUCAUCAAUAACGUUUCCACGGCUAUUGCUCCCUACGAUUUGAAGAAAUCGGGCUAUGCUCCUGUCGAACCCACCGUCAACGUCAAGGCUGCUGCUAAGCUUCGCGUGUCCAGCAAUCACAUUCGUGUUCCUCCUCGUUCAUCCAAGAAGGUGCGCGUGACCGUGAUCCCUCCUCGCACCGAUCCCAAGGAACACAUCAUGUAUGGUGGUUUCGUUCAGUUCAAGGCCCUUCACAACCGCCACAACAACAAGGAUAUCACCGUGCCUUACUUUGGUGUGGUCGGUGACCAACGCGAACUUCCCAUCUUUGAUGACUCGCCCUACCUUUCUGAUAUCACCGGCUCCAAUAUCUAUGGCAAGAAUGAAACGUUCGUCUUUGAUCCCAAGGACGAAAACACCACUCCUUACAUUUUGUUCCGUCUGUUGACCCCUACCGCUCGUAUCGAUGCCGAACUGUUGGAUCAUAAGAACAAGGUCAUCGGUUACGCUUUCAAUGGUCUCGAAUACCUCCCUCGCAACACGAUGAACCCUGAAAACUAUAUGAACGUUAUCGGCUGGUCCGGUACCUACGUGCCCAAGCAUCCUUCGAACGCUCCCUUUGCUGUGCCCGUUCCACCUGGUACCUACCGCUUCCGCUGGAGAGCCCUCAAGUUGCUCGGCAACCCCCACAAACACCGUGAUUACGAAGUCUGGGAAUCCGGACCUAUUAAAGUUGUCUAA
Radiomyces spectabilis is the source of this 2646-nucleotide messenger RNA. Its product is annotated as peptidase S8/S53 domain-containing protein. NCBI's taxonomy places the organism in Eukaryota, Fungi, Mucoromycota, Mucoromycetes, Mucorales, Radiomycetaceae. Gene Ontology annotation, molecular function: tripeptidyl-peptidase activity; serine-type endopeptidase activity. The transcript is spliced from 6 exons. Gene Ontology annotation, cellular component: membrane; cell wall; cytosol. Gene Ontology annotation, biological process: proteolysis. The coding region runs from base 1 to 2646 and encodes 881 amino acids. The record is from RefSeq and is a predicted model, not a curated record.